Messenger RNA from Fulvia fulva, 675 nucleotides. RefSeq lists its product as uncharacterized. The record is from RefSeq and is a predicted model, not a curated record. The transcript has a single exon. The coding region runs from base 1 to 675 and encodes 224 amino acids. Lineage: Eukaryota; Fungi; Ascomycota; Dothideomycetes; Mycosphaerellales; Mycosphaerellaceae.
AUGUCUUGGGGAUUCAAUCCGGCAGAUCAAAUCGAGCGUCAAAUGCAGCAAGAUGCCCAUCGGACCUGGGGUUUCGUCAUCUAUCGUACAACGUACGACAGUGACGCCGACUGGACGGAGUUCAUUGCACGACUGCGAUUCCGCAUGGACGAUACGUUCGAAUGGGUUGACGGUCAGAAUAUCCUUCAGAACUUCUCGCUCACCGUCUUCGACGACCGCGAGCAGUUCGACGGUGCCAGCACUCAAGCUGUUCGUCAGCACUUUCUGCAAUGGUCAGUCGCGUCGUAUCGAGAUGAGCAGCGAUCUACAGGCGAGCAGGGCUCCGAGGCCAGCCCGCCCAGUCGCACCCUUCUUGGUCGUAGUCCUCGAUAUCGGUACGCGGUAGCUGUGGAUGCAGAGUCACCGCGGUCUGUCGCCCGGGAAGCCGCAGCGCCUGCUGAACUGGACGUAUCGACCACAGGCUGGGUCAAGUUGAUCGACAAGUCAUGGUACCUUGGUCGCAGCUUGGGUCGCGACCCCGAGGACUAUCCGGCCAUCGAGGGAGUGACGGAGAGAGAUGUCGGAUGGAUGCAAGUCACCUAUUGGGAUGUCAUGUCGGAGUUUUAUGUCCGAUCUGAAUCGAUGAACUUUUGGUCGCAGAAUUAUCGAAGGCCUCCACGGGUCGUAGUGUUAUGA